This is a messenger RNA of Spea bombifrons (plains spadefoot toad), 2813 nucleotides long. It is a transcript of the gene EPB41L4A, whose product is annotated as erythrocyte membrane protein band 4.1 like 4A. The transcript has 23 exons. Gene Ontology annotation, cellular component: cytoskeleton. Gene Ontology annotation, molecular function: cytoskeletal protein binding. Bases 171 to 2219 code for a protein of 682 amino acids. Lineage: Eukaryota; Metazoa; Chordata; Amphibia; Anura; Pelobatidae. The record is from RefSeq and is a predicted model, not a curated record.
CCUUGGCAACCCGAGCGUCCGCUGAACAGGCUGAGUAUACCUGCGGAAAAUGCACAGCGCCCGUCCGGGCUGGGGGCAGCGCGACUACCCACGGAGGGCUCUGGCUUCCUGAAUGUGGCUCUGAGCACCUGCUGCCUUCCCGUCAGAGCCCUGCCUGCCCCGGAUCAGUGAUGGGGUGCUUCUGCGCGGUCCCGGAGGAAUUUUAUUGUGAAGUUUUACUGCUGGAUGAAUCCAAGCUGCCACUUACCACCCAGCAGCAAGGGGUGAAGAAGUCCACGAAAGGCUCUGUUGUCCUGGACUACGUAUUCCGUCACCUAAACCUUGUGGAGAUAGAUUACUUCGGACUGCGUUACUGUGACAGAAAUCAUCAGACGUACUGGCUGGAUCCCGCAAAGACUAUUGCCGAACACAAAGACUUGAUCAACACUGGACCUCCUUAUACACUUUAUUUUGGUGUAAAGUUUUAUGCAGAAGAUCCUUGCAAAUUAAAAGAAGAAAUAACUAGGUAUCAGUUCUUUUUGCAAGUGAAGCAAGAUGUUUUGCAAGGUCGUUUACCCUGUCCAUCUAAUAUUGCUGCUCAACUUGCAGGAUACGCUAUCCAAUCUGAACUGGGUGACUAUGAUCCAUUUAAGAAUCUUCCGGGCUACGUAUCAGAGUACAGAUUUGUGCCUGACCAGAAGGAGGACCUAGAAGAGGCCAUUGAGCGAAUACACAAAACCUUAAUGGGACAGGUUCCUGCUGUAUCAGAGUUAAAUUAUUUGGGAGUUGCCAAAUGCCUUGAAAUGUAUGGAGUUGAUCUUCAUCCAGUUUAUGGCGAAAAUAAUUCUGAAUACUUUUUAGGGCUUACCCCUGUGGGUCUGGUUGUAUACAAGAAUAAAAAGCAAGUGGGGAAAUAUUUUUGGCCUAGGAUAACAAAGAUACAUUUCAAAGAGACACAGUUUGAACUGCGAGUCAUUGGAAAAGAUUGCACUGAAACCUCUUUCUUUUUUGAAACGAGAAGCAAAGUGGCUUGCAAACAUCUGUGGAAGUGCUGCGUGGAACACCACACGUUCUUCAGGAUUCCAGACAAUGAUUCCAGCACCCUAUCGCGAAAGCUCAGUAAACUUGGCUCCCUAGGAUCACGGCAUCGGUACAGUGGAAGGACUGCUUUCCAAAUGAGCAGGGACCUCUCUAUUCAGCUGCCCAGGCCUGACCAAAGAGUAGAGAGAAGUCGAAGUAAAACGUAUCCGAAAAGGAGUACGCUCACGCAGCAGCCAGGUUCAAUCAAUGGAGAACAAGUGAUGACGAACAUGGAAAGUGGGGAAAAUGAAGGAACCACCAAAAUUAUUGUACCCUCUCCGGUUAAAAGCUCCAAAAAAGCCAAACGUGAUAACAGCCCAGAUACCCAAAGAAGUAAAACAAGUGCACCCUGGGAAGAAAAUGGUUCUACUAGUGGGCUUUACAAUUCUCCCAGUGACCGCAAUAAAUCACCAAAGUUUCCAACACCUCGGAGGCGCAACCAGUCGGGUAGUGACAAUGAGUCAGGACCACCUAUACGGAGGAAAGGACAACACAGUGGUGAGGAUUCAGAUCUAAAGCACAGGAGGAGAUCCCGAUCACGUUGUAAUACCAGCAGUGGUAGUGAGUCGGAAAACUGCAUCAGAGAGCAUCGGAAAAAGAGAAACAGGUUACGGCAGGAAAAUGACAUGGUUGAUUCUGCCCCUCAGUGGGAAGCCGUUUUAAGAAGACAGAUGGAGAAGAAUCAGAAUGAGCCCAACUACCGAAGAUCCAGGCACCGGUCACGAUCGAGAAGCCCGGAUGUUCAAGCAAAAGAAGAACUGUGGAAACAUAUUCAGAAGGAACUUGUUGAUCCCUCAGGCUUAUCUGCAGAACAAUUAAAGGAAAUUCCAUACAUGAAAAUAGAGACCCAAGGGGACCCUAUCCGAAUCCGGCACUCGCACUCUCCACGCAGCUUCCGCCAGUAUCGGAGGUCCCAGUGUUCUGAUGGGGAGAGAUCAGUCCUUUCGGAAGUCAAUGUGAAAAACGACCUAGUGCCUCCUCUGCCUGUGACACGUGCCUCAGACACCCAUUGUCUCAGUGGGACUUCUUCUCACCAGAGAAGGACAGGAUCCAAGGACAGCCUGAUUGAAGCUAACGUUUCUCCUCACGGCAGGGAUGGGAAACAUAAUGUAAAGACAGUGAAAACCAUACAGGCCUCACGCCUAACGGCAGAAACUUGAUUUCAUUUAGAGAUAGGGAGGUUCCUUGGACUAUGAAGACAUUGACUAGGGACCCGCUCUAACAACAUUGUUCUUAUACAAAUUCUAUGUUGAAUUGUAGGACAUCGCCUUGGACUUUAAAUUAUUGAUGCCGAUUGGGCAAUGCAUAGUAGUUAUGGACUUUUUAUACAAUGUGCUUCAAGCCACUCAGUCCUUUGCAAACAUCCAGUAAUAUUUGUGGAAAUGCAAGUAUUUAUGUAUUCCAACUGCGGAGGAAAAGAUUAAAACAAGAAUCUUUGUGUCAUGUACAUCACCGCCGGUGUUGCAGUGGAAGAUACACUAUCGCCAUGUAUGCUGCUUCCCUUUCCAAUUGCACCAUGGGGCGUUGUGUUAGCCAAUGGAAUUCCUCUGUUUAAUGUUUAAAUACGAAGUCUGAAUUCUGAAAAGAAAGCUAAUCACAGUAAGCACCAUUGUUUCAAGCAUUAGAAGAUGGACUGUACACCGGUUGUUUAGCACUCUACUGCUAGGUUUUAGUUGCUCCAAAAAUGCUUCAUGUACCAUGUGAAAUUUGUAAAACUGGAUUUUUUCUUCAUUAAAUGUUUUUUUCUUCUUUUA